This is a messenger RNA of Rodentolepis nana, 1290 nucleotides long. The record is from the annotation of a GenBank genome assembly. Lineage: Eukaryota; Metazoa; Platyhelminthes; Cestoda; Cyclophyllidea; Hymenolepididae.
AUGAGAGAAUUGGUCGUGCUACUUAUUGGACAAUGUGGAAAUCACACAGGAGUUAAGUUCUGGGAAAUGAUAGCUGAUGAGCAUGGUGUUAAUCCAAAUGGUGUUUUCCGUGGAGAAUCCGAUCUCCAACUUGAACGCAUGAAUGUCUAUUUCACUGAAGCAGUUGGAGGACGGUUCGUUCCCAGAUGCGUUCUAAUGGACCUUGAUCCAAGCUCAAAAGACGCAGUUCGAGGCACGCCUUACGGUCAGCUUUUCCGUCCAGCAAACUUUGUUUAUGGUCGAUCUGGAUCAAGCAAUAACUGGGCCAAAGGCCGUUACACUGACGGUCUAGAAUUACUGGAUACCGCGCUGGAUAUCAUUCGCAAGGAAGCUGAAGGUUGUGAUCAACUUCAAGGAUUUCAGAUAAUUCAUUCGAUUGGCGGAGGUUGUGGUUCAGGAAUGACUACUGCGGUUAUGGAUCGACUACGCGAAGAAUGGCCUGAUAGGAUUUUUAAUAACUUUACAGUUUUCCCAUCACCUAAGGUCUCAGAUGUGGUAGUUGAACCGUACAACAGUAUUUUUACUCUCGACUACCUCAUAGAAAACAGUGAUCUCACUGUAGUUCUUGACAACGAGGCUCUUUACAACAUAUGCCACAGUGUGCUCAAAAUCAACAGUACCUUUGGUGAUCUUAACUACCUUAUUUCAAGUGCCAUCGGCGGAAUUACAACUUGUUUCCGAUUUCCUGGUCAACUGAACUCUGAUCUUCGUAAACUUACAGUUAACCUGGUCCCAUUUCCUCGAAUACACUUUGUGGCUCCAUCCUUUGUUCCACUGGCAAGCCGGGAUAAUCGAGCUUAUAAAUCUCUAACUGUUCCAGAACUUGUUCAGCAAAUGUUCGAUGCCAAGCUCCUCAUGGCUGCAUGUAAUCCACUUCAUGGACGAUAUCUGACCUGUGCAGCAGUUUUCCGUGGAAGAUUAAGUCCAGCUGAAGUCGAGGAAAUGAUGAUGAAUACACAGGAAAAGAAUUCACAGAACUUUAUUGAAUGGAUUCCAAACAACUGUCAGACAGCUAUGUGUGACAUCCCACCACGAGGCAUGAAAAUGUCCGCAACAUUCAUGGGAAAUACUACAGCUUUGAGUGAAGUUUUUGAACGACUUCAGAGGCCUUUUGCAGCAAUGUAUGCAAGAAAAGCGUAUAUUCAUUGGUAUACGGGUGAAGGAAUGGAAGAGGAAGAGUUCAGAAGCACUGAAUCAAAUGUUCUUGAUAUUAUUAGUGAAUACCAACAGUACCAAGUGGCGGAACCAUAG